This is a messenger RNA of Aedes albopictus (Asian tiger mosquito), 4339 nucleotides long. Its product is annotated as cysteine-rich motor neuron 1 protein. Gene Ontology annotation, cellular component: extracellular region. The record is from RefSeq and is a predicted model, not a curated record. Gene Ontology annotation, molecular function: insulin-like growth factor binding. Bases 1774 to 2766 code for a protein of 330 amino acids. Lineage: Eukaryota; Metazoa; Arthropoda; Insecta; Diptera; Culicidae. The transcript has 2 exons. Gene Ontology annotation, biological process: regulation of signal transduction; regulation of cell growth.
GACUUAGCGGACCUAUUUAGUUUCAUACUAUCGCUCUAAUAAGACGGAUAGGGCUCUGAAGAACAGAUUGGUUAAAAUCAACCUUGUGAAGUAGUACGAACAGUUUCGGUUUAUUGUGCCAUAAUAUCGUUUGUGUUUCUUUAAUUUACGCUUCAAUACACAUCGAACAUAAAUCAGUAGUGAAAGAUUCGUUCGUUUACGGAUGCUAUAGGAGUUGAUAACCGCGGACGUACGCGAAAGUGGUAUUGCAUAUCUGCUUAAACCAUCGCAUCGCUGUAUGUGCCUGUUUGUUUUUGAGUUUCUCUCUGUUCAUAAACAAAAAAUUGACCCAAGCGACGUAAUAUCGCAUUCCCGAGCCAUUACUGAUAUCUAAUUGAAAUGAGGCUGAGCAAAUCAUUCGGUUCAAUGACGUCUCUAUGACGCUUCCUGAUCCGAUGGUCAACAGAUGCUGAAACACAAAUUCCUCGAAUCGAAUGCCAAGAGAAUGAAUAAUCGUAGUUCGUGUACUACCUUAGAAUCGAAAAUAAUCAUCGGCUAAGCGUGUCAAAACCUUAUGCUUGUUUUUCCCUUGCCAUGGUUGCGGCGGUUAGGUCAACUUUUAAAAUAUGAACAGAUUUGUGCAAUCGCUCUUUGGCAACGAGAAACACAGAACGUGAACCUUGAUGUGGACAUUUUUUUUUCAAUCAAACCUAUUUGUUAUUGUGUACUCAGAAGCUCCAUAUCUCAAAAACGAGCAACCAAGCUGAUGUGACUGAUGUGUAUCGAGCGUAUAUUUCGACGAUGUCUUCGAGGCUGGUGGUGUUUAUUCGUAAUCUGGAAACGUCAUGAGUGAUACUUAUAGAUAUAUAUUACAUCCGCUUCAACGUGAACAAUAGAAUAAUGACUACAGUGGAAAUGUGGAAAUGGAGAUUUAUGGCAUAUAAAUUAGGUUUUCUUCAUUUCAGUUCAGUUAUUUUUGCUGAGCAAUUUACAAACGGUAGCAAAACAUGAAAAGUAAAUCACAAGCCAAGCAUUCACGUAGUGCAUCGUAAGCUCGUAUAUGUAUAUCGUUUGUCGACGUAAACAGCUCGCCAAGCACAACGUCCCUAUCCAUAUGAUACAAUUGUUUAACUCAUCAUGUCUCAGAGUAGAGCAGCAACUACUUGAGCGUUCCAUUCGUAGGGUAUGCCAUGGCUUCGUCACCCAACACCUUCAAUAGUGUGAAGUAAUCAUUUUCAAUUUCGCGGAAAGAUGGUAAUCGUGAACUGUAUUGCGACACUCGAAUGUUUAUUGCUGCUCUUGAUGCACCAGAUAUAAAUAUUUCAAUGGUUGCAGAAUUUUUGCCUGUUUCAGGUUUAAAUAGGCGAGGUACAAUUCGUAAAUAUUCUUCAAGUUUAUUAAUGUGGCAGAGCUGAAUCUUGAUAGCACUUUUCAAUCGAACAAAAAUAAUAUCAAUUGUAACUACAGAGAUGUGUAUCUGAAUGUAUUUAUUCAUCAUCGUUGCACCAGAUUUACCAACCUCGAAGACAUAUUGCGCGAAGUUUUGAAAUUGUUUCAACUAAUUUUCCGUGACAAUCGAUUUAGUGAAGCAGUAUUCAAACUAUAAAAACCAUUCUCGAAUUGAAAGGUGAAAAUAAAAUGAACAAAACUCUCGAUCUCGAUCGUUAUUUUCAUGGUGAAUGUUGUGAAUGAUAAGCAGUGACUGGAUUUAGGACUGUUGAAGGAGUUGUCGUCAAAUGUGAUCGUGGUCUUCGAUAUAAAGUUACUUCCGUUGUGCUGCACAGUGUCGAAGAAAUGAAACUGAUCGCGUUCGUCUGCCUGCUGACGGUGUCACUGGCUGGAGCUUCAACAGAGAGAGCAAAAUGUAAAGACGUAGCGUGUCCUGCCCCUGAACCAUGUCCCGACGAUAGCGAAUUGAAACCUGUCACGAAGCAUUAUUCCAAUCAUGUUCACCACCAUCUCGAUAGUUACGCUAAGGAUUUCACCCGAACCAGGCGCGCUCUCGCCUAUGGCGGACGGCAAAGAGAAACGAUAAAAAUAAUUCCAGGAGCUUACGAUCAUCACAAUCGUAAACGUAGUAUUAUUAUUACUGAUGAUGAAAUGCUUCUUCAACACUGUUGUACACAAUACGAAUGCGUAUGCAAGCCCAAUUAUUGCGACCAGGAAUGUCCAGCAAAUAAAAUACCUGCAAAUACAACCAAUCCCACCGAGAAAUUUGGAGUCCCUGGUAAUUGUUGCGUUCCCUGCAAGGAUAGUUAUUGCAUGCAUAAUAGGAAGUACCGCAAGCAUGGAGAUUGGUGGUCUGACGAAGAAUGUACUACCUGUACAUGUGAAUAUGGCAAAGUGAAUUGUCUGACAACCUUGUGUAAGGCACCAAAUUGUCUAAAAUAUAAGGAAAUACCUGGAGAAUGUUGUCCUGUUUGCGAUGAGGAUGAUACGAACUUUUGUGCGGAAGAUCGACAUUGUAGUAUCCACUGUAGAUACGGUUAUCAACGACAGGGCGAUUGUGAUCUCUGCCAAUGCGCCACGCCACAAACCAACGGAUCAAUGCAUACGCCAGGGGUACAUCCUGAAGUCAAACCAGCUAUUGAAAAUACUACUGAUAGCGAAGGUGGCACUGAAGAUAUUGUUCGAAAAGGCCCACAUCAGAAUAAUUCAUAUGGUGUUUUUAUCAAACAAAUUUUAAUUUAUCUAGUAUCUUGUUUAACUGCUCUUAUAUUGAUCAUAGGAGCUGUUGUGUGCUACUGUUAUCGGAAUAACGCAAAGUACGAUGCUGUACAAGUAUAGCACAACAAUUUCAGUAGCAUGUAAAGGAAUUAAUGAGCACCGUAAAGAUAGCUGGUGAUGUAUAAAACUAUCAUUCGACAAAAAAGGGUACACCGAACACCGAACUUUAAACUAUUUGAAUCAUUAUACUUUGUGUUUUUACUACACUUGUUAUCAAAAUAGCUAUUGUUAACCAGAUAUUUCAUUAUCGAAACUUUUAAACAUUUCAAAGUCUGAAUAGCAUGCGAAAGUCUUCCGUAAUUAACGAACUGUACGAGGCUCCGAAAUCUGUCGGUUCACGUAUACUUAAAGUCUAUUAUUACGAAACUACACCCACAAUUAAAAUUUAAAAAUUUAGUUUCGCAACGUUUGUGAUAAAUUGUAUAUAAAUUUUGUGUUCCAUGCAGUUACGACGACUUUAGUUUACAAAUCGAAUUUUACCAAAUUUGAUAUACUAUAAAGUUGAGUUUAGGCACUGUUAGUUUUAUUUGUAGGGUAUUUUUCACCGGCGUGAACUAUUACAACAACGUUGAAAUGUUAAUGUUUGACUGUUUCUAUGAAAAAUGAAAAUAAGGAUAUAGUUUAUUUAAAGUAAUUGAUUUUCCGAUGAACAAAUUUUGAACAAAUAGUAGCACCUAUUGCUGUUGUUAUAAAAUUACCGCCGAUAGUUGUAUAGUUUCGAUUUUUAGUUCGUUUUAGUGCGAUUAUUUUGUCCUUAAAGGAAAUGUAUAUGAAAAUUAAAAGUAUUAUUUAUUAUAUAUUAUUGUUGAAAAAUUUUCUUGUUCGUAAGAUUAGUUAUAUGAGAGAUCAAGACGGUUAAGUACGAUGAUGAUAUGGUGAUACAAAAUAUGAAAAAUGAAAUAAAAAUGCUUCCACAAAAUUCAAUAUUCCUCAGUAAAACAGAAUAAACCACAAAAACCAAUGCUACCAAUCAUAUAGAACAAUUUUGAUUCCGUUUUAGAACAAAAAAAAACUAUUCAUCGUUACAUUUUCUUUCUACAAUAUUUUAGUAAAAACGCAAGAAUAAAUCAACUGUCUAUUGAAUCCGAAUACUAGUAUCUGUAAUAAUAGCUGAAUGUAAUUUUUAAUAUUAAGUGAGUGAUAAAUAAAAGAAAUAUCUCCUAUUCGCCUCGCUUACAUUAUAAAUCAAAAGACUCUUGAAUAAAACUGCAAAAAUAUUGUGCAAACCUCUCAAGUAUGUAUCGUAAAAUCAAUUGUUCCAGCAUCUAUUUUGUAGCAUCAAAAAUCAAAAACAAGUUUCCGAAGCUGUAAGUGUUUAGAGUGUUUAAUUUCGAAACAAUCUUCUUGAUACAAAUUUGUCAGUAUAACAGAAGAACACAGUAUAAUAUCAGCUAUAAAUCAUAUCAUUGAACAAUUCCUUUUCUAUCUGUACAUGGCCACAAAGUAUAAACAUUAGAAUCAUCAUUAGGAAACCGAGGAAACUCGAAGUUUCAUUUUCGUUAUGGAACGAAAGUACACCCAUGUACAUUCAAAGCAUUUUGUGGCUAUCAGUCAUGACAGGAUUUGAAAAGUACAGCAAUAUCAUGGAAAGUAAAAUUUGCGUUGUUAAUAAAAAAAUGAAAUAAAUCUAAAA